UUCUACAUUCUACAGAAUUCUCUAGAAUCUAGAGAUAUUACAACAGUUCCUUUGGAUAAGUUUGCCUUACAUUCAUCUGACAAGUUUUUAUAUGAGGAUUUCACUUUGAACCAUCAGAAAAAAAAGAAAAUUAUUUCAGACCAGAUAUUUCGGACACAAGAAAGGAAGAUACAUCAGAAAAUGCGCAUUUCAAAACUGAAAGUGAAAAUUCAAAAAACCAUAGAUAGAAUUAUAAAAACUGGACAAAAGGCAGCUGAAGAUUUGAUUGACAUAUGCUAUGAAGUGAUAGGUAACGUCAUAAUUGAGAUAUCUAACUCUAUUGUGGACAUAUCGAAUGAAUUUGCAAUUGACUUCUUUGGGGAAUUUAAAGCUGUCGAGUUAGACCGUUAUAUAAGAAGUUUGACAGACGAUGUAUCCCAUGCAUGUACAGACGACCACAUAGGACCAGAAAGACAUAAAAGUAAAAAUACCAAGCUAAAGAACAAUGAAUAUUUUCAACACGUACCCUUAGAGGCUUUCGAUCUAGUUGGUGAAAUUCGUAAAAGAUCGAAAUCAUUGUUGGAAGUUGUAAGUCGUAUCACACCCACCUUGUUGCGAUUGGGGCUUCAAGUGUUAAAACGCUCAUCCUAUCUUUGGAUUUCAGAUAAUGAUUUGAUCUUGCCGAAGAUCAGGGAAAUUGCAGACGAGGUUUUAGAUCUUCAGAGACCGUCACAAUCGAAUACAUAUAUGAAACGCAUGUCUACCUUCAAAUCUAGGAAUAACGCAAAAGGCGUUAUCUGGAAUGAAGAGCAGACAGUAAAACCUGAACAAUUAGUUGGUGCAGGAUUCAGUUUUGACGGUAAACAGGACCAUGUUAGAUGUACAUCGUGCGAAUGUACUUCAGAUGUAAGUAAAUGGAACAGGAACGAUGAAGAGUAUGCUCUCUCUAUUCAUAAAGGGUUAGCAAAGGACUGUAUAUUUGUAAGAACAUAUGGUGGGUCAUGUAAGCCAGAAUAUGUUUUACCAGACUAAACAUGUUUUGUUUUCAGACUAUUUGACACUAAAUUUCUUGUAAAAAAUAAUGUACGAAAUAUAAAUGUGGAUCGUUCAAACAUAAUUGCACAACGGGGGCACAACCAUAUCAUGAAAACUGUCUUAUAUAAACUUUUAACUGCUUAUACAUUUCAAAUGUAGUUACUUAAGCA
Mytilus californianus (California mussel) is the source of this 1184-nucleotide messenger RNA. RefSeq lists its product as uncharacterized. Bases 181 to 1011 code for a protein of 276 amino acids. The transcript has 6 exons. NCBI's taxonomy places the organism in Eukaryota, Metazoa, Mollusca, Bivalvia, Mytilida, Mytilidae. The record is from RefSeq and is a predicted model, not a curated record.